This is a messenger RNA of Syzygium oleosum, 2413 nucleotides long. Its product is annotated as MLP-like protein 34. The record is from RefSeq and is a predicted model, not a curated record. The transcript is spliced from 2 exons. Gene Ontology annotation, biological process: defense response. Lineage: Eukaryota; Viridiplantae; Streptophyta; Magnoliopsida; Myrtales; Myrtaceae. Bases 40 to 486 code for a protein of 148 amino acids.
UCUUAACCUUGUUUAUUUCCAAGAGCAAAAGGAGAGAAUAUGGGGCAAUUGAAGCGUCAACUGGAGUUGAAAUCAUCAGCUGAGAAGGUAUAUGAUAUCUACCGGAACAAAUGCUUCGUCUUCGAAAAAAUCAUGCCUCUAGUGUUUCCGAAAGUGGAAUUGGUCAGCGGCCAAUGGAACUGUGUGGGCUCGCAAAGGCUGUGGACUUUUUUUGAUGUUAACUGCGGAAUCUGGAAGGACACUGUGGAAGCCAUUGACAAUGAGAAGAAGUCCAUCACAUGGACUUUGUUGGACGGUCCAGUGCCGAAGGCACGCUACGAGAGCCUGAAGGUGGAGUACCAGUUCACUGCCAAGGGCCAAGGCUGCACGGCGACAGCGGUUCUGACUUUCGAGAAGAAAAGCAAUGAUUUUCCCGAUCCCGUUAAGUAUAUGGACUUCAUCCAUGCGAUGUUCCUGGUAGUCGAUGCCCACCAUCUCGCGCAGUAAAAAAUAUGCGCUUAAAAUGGUAAAUCGAUAGAUUUGAGGGAAAAUAUACUACGUGUGGUUAAGUAGUCAAUAACAUGCUUUGGGAGCAUGGAAAAGGACGAUGUUUAUUUGCCUACUAAGUGUGUAAUCAUCCACCAAUGCAGUGUUGUACUCCUAAUUAGACAAUAUAAUAUAAGUAGUGCUUUGUGUGUCUAAGUUCAGCCAGUUGUGUUUGCUGAAAAAAUUCUUGCACGUGGUAUAAUAAUUCCAUAUAUUUCGUGGCCUGAAAUUUGCUUUCUAGUGCAUGAAAGAACGGACGAUAGAUAGACCGAAACGUUCAAAACGAGUGAUGAAAAUUUACCACACAAUAUAAAGUAAAAGAGAUGCAUACAAUAUAAAUAUAGUGGAGGUAGGUUUAUAGUAGUCGAGUUACGAAAUCUUGCGUGAAAAUUAGGUGCAUAACACAAGCUCAACUCCUCAAAUCACCAAGAUCAAAUAAGACGUUCACGUCAUUUAGACCGUCCACCUAGAUUUCAACUCGCGUUUUACAAGAUCCUUGAGAUUAGUGAGGCUUUUCAUGAAAUUUGAACUCUAGCCCUACACAACUCUGGCCUAUUAUCGUUAGUUUGGGCUAAAGCUUGGGCACAAAUAUUUUUAGCCAGCCAGGGCGAAAUCAACACUAGUGAGCUUUGGGGGCCUCCUUUACGGGGCAAGCAUGAUGCUUUCAAUGCACAUUUCUAGGGUUUUUCUUUCUUAUUUUUUUGUGAUAGGCAAGUAUGGACAACAUCUUUCUAGACCCAAAGUCAGGCUCGGACCUAUGAUCCUGGAUUUUAUGCAAGGAGCCUGGCCCGAACCUGUCUUGCUCAGCUCAUUGAUCACCUCUAGCCAGUCACAAUACAUCAAGAGAAGUGGCGGAUUUUAUAGGUAUUGUAUGACCGAAACGAUUAAUUCUUGCAGAUGCUGAUUUGGGCGGAUUCAACAGUUUCCAGUUUUCUCUUUGAUUCCUCCCAGAAUUUGACCCAUUAAAACGGAUGGUGGUGUGACUGAUUAACGAGGAUCUGUGAAAUGCAGGUACAGCAACCCCGGCCAAUGUUGGGUAGCCAAGGAACAAAGCCGUGAAUUGACAUGUUCAAGAAAGAUUAAGUUAGGGCUUUCCCCAGAUGUAGAUCAUGGCAUUGAUUCUCACCCUUCAUGUAAUUGCGCCCUCUUCAGCAUAAUCACUAGGUAAAUCCAUUGCGAUCAUUGUGACUGGUGUUACUUUUAAGAUUUGCUUUCUUUUAAGUCGUUAAGUGAAACCGGAGGUGUCGGACAUAUAAAAGUUAACAUAGGUGCGACAAGCUGGUAAAUGCUCUCCGCCUGAGAAAAUCACAUCAUAAUACAUGGCACACCAUAUGGUAAACAUUUGUCACCUAAGAAAUCCAUCUUAAAAUACACCGCGACUCGCCACUGAAUGGAAUCCACCAAUGAAACUCCAAUCCAAGACUUCAAUUCCAGAAAAUCAUUGAAACUAUCAUUUUUUUCUCGAGAAAAUGUUAAUAGGGGUUUAUAUAGACAACUUGGAACAGCCCUCUAGGUUAGGCAAAUUCCAAGACACUAACAUUUCAAUUUGCAAGAUAAAAGACCAAUAACCCCUGGACAAAACAUAAAUAAGAACAUUGACUCUGGACUCAAAUGAUCUAGAAACUAAAUGCAAUGCACGUGACUCAACAAAUAAAAUAUUAAGAUAAAUCAUUCUCGGAUUCCCUGAGUAGCAUUAACUAUUUUGGCAAAUUUUUUGGGGAAUCUCUAAAUUUGCUUGAAACUUGAUUCAUUGAAAACUAGAUACAUAGGGCUUUCCAACUACUAUAAUAUUUGACCAAAUUGAAAUACGAAAAGUCACUCAAACAUCACAUGAAAGUAAUCCAGACAGUUUAGCCAGUAGAGAUACACUUAACCGAGCUCCAAAUAA